AUGCCACAGGAAGGCCUCCUGGCAAUUAUCAUGGACGUCUGCAAGUUGCACGUCAACGACGCCCUUCACGACCUACAACGUCCAGCCGAGCCGGUCCGGACCUCGACUUUCGGAACAAUCCCGACCUGGGAACGGAAAACUUCGUACCUGGAACUGGACUCCUCGGACGAAGAAGACGAGGCCCCGGGAGCAUCGGCGCCGCGGAUUUCCAACGUUGACACUAGCGAUUGGGAGAAAGUGAGCCCACUUCCGCUUCGGGCCCGGCCGCGGAGGAAGUCCAAGGAACACAACGACCAGUGGGCAACUGAAAAGGAACAGACCAAGACCCACCUGACAGAGAUCAUCAAGGGCCACAUCGGCCGCCAUAUGUACCUGAUCCGGCUAUGCCGAGCCUUGAUGCUCUAUGGAGCACCUACACAUCGCUUGGAAGAAUACAUGUCGACCUCGGCUCAGGCCAUAAGAGUCAACGCGCAGUUCCUGUACGCGCCCAACUGCAUGCUGAUAUCAUUCCUGGACAAGGGUACCCAAACCACCAAGAUGACCAUGGUCACCUCUCCCCAAGGGAUCGACCUCGGACGGAUGAGAUGCGUCCACGAGAUCUACCUCAACGUCUUGCACGACGCCAUCACGUUCGACGAGGGCACGGGCCGCCUAGAAGAGGUGAUGAGCCGGGAAAGGCGAUACUGCGACUCCCUCUGCGUCCUGAUGUACGGCUGUGCGUGCGCCUGCGUCGCCCCGUUCGGCUUCCUGGGCCGGUGGGUCGACCUCCCCGUGGCCUUCGUCCUCGGGUGCGUCCUCGGGCUGAUGCAGCUCUACUUCGCGCGCAACCGCCUCUUCUCCAACGUCUUCGAGAUCGUCGCCUCCAUCGUGAUAUCCUUCCUCGCCCGCGCGUUCGGCUCGAUACGGGGCGGGGGCCUCUUCUGCUUCUCGGCCCUGGCGCAGGCCGGCAUCGCGCUGAUUCUCCCUGGGUACAUGAUUCUGUGCGCGAGCCUUGAGCUUCAGACGCGCCACCUCAUUGCCGGUGCGACGAGGAUGAUGUACGCCAUCAUAUACACGCUCUUCCUCGGUUACGGCAUCACAAUCGGAUCUGUCUUGUAUGGUGCGCUGGACAAGGACGCAACGAGCGAGACCGCAUGCUCGGCCCCUUUGCCAAAGGAGUGGAAUCUUCUGUUUGUGUCCUUGUUCACCAUCUGCGUCGCGAUAAUCAACCAGGCGAGAUGGGAGCAGAUGCCUGCUAUGCUCUUGAUCUCCGUCUCUGGUUACGCGGUGAACUGGCAUGCUGGCUAUUACUUUAAGGGCGCUUCCACGGUAUCUAAUACGCUUGGGGCCAUGGCAAUUGGCGACGUGGAGGGCGGCGGCUGUUCGGGUCAAACCAACUCGGGUCCUCGAGAUAUCCCACAACAGACCCACCCGAGGGUCGGCUACGGCGUUGCGGGGGCAGCGAUGCUGCCUGCGAUAUUUGUACAGGUCCCCAGUGGACUGGCGGUUGGGGGUAGCCUGCUUGCAGGCAUCAAGAGCGCCGACUGGAUUAUCUCGGAGGAGGUGGGCGAGUCGGCAGUUGAGGAUCUUACUGCCUCGACAGACAUCGCCAUGAGCGUGACCACCCAGGUGAUCCAAGUUGCCAUCAGCAUCUCGGUCGGUCUCUCUAUCAGCGCACUACUGGUCAACUUGCCUCUCGACUACUGGAGAAAGAGAAAGGCUGGUAUUUCAGCUUUUUGA
This is a messenger RNA of Diaporthe citri, 1719 nucleotides long. RefSeq lists its product as uncharacterized. Gene Ontology annotation, molecular function: transmembrane transporter activity. The record is from RefSeq and is a predicted model, not a curated record. The transcript has 9 exons. Gene Ontology annotation, biological process: transmembrane transport. The coding region runs from base 1 to 1719 and encodes 572 amino acids. NCBI's taxonomy places the organism in Eukaryota, Fungi, Ascomycota, Sordariomycetes, Diaporthales, Diaporthaceae.